Myiozetetes cayanensis is the source of this 1663-nucleotide messenger RNA. RefSeq names its product protein kinase AMP-activated non-catalytic subunit gamma 3 (gene PRKAG3). Lineage: Eukaryota; Metazoa; Chordata; Aves; Passeriformes; Tyrannidae. The coding region runs from base 1 to 1137 and encodes 378 amino acids. The transcript is spliced from 13 exons. The record is from RefSeq and is a predicted model, not a curated record.
AUGGAGCGGCUCCGCGGCCCCGCUGUGUCCCAGGUGGCGCUGCUGGAUACUGCUGCCUGCCCUAAGGAGGAAGGGUUCUCAGAGGCCCUAUGCCCCAGGGAGGAGGAAGAGGAGGAGGAAGAAUACAGGCAAAGGAGAUCUGUCACCUUCACACUGGGAAAUGAGAUACUGGGACUGGGCCCAGAAAGUGAGUUUCAGAGCCCUGACGCCGAGAUCUACAUGCACUUCCUAAGGAGCCACUGCUGCUACGAUGCCAUCCCCACCAGCUGCAAGCUUGUCGUCUUUGACAUCUCCCUGGAGAUCAAGAAAGCCUUUCUGGCACUGGUGGCCAAUGGGGUGCGUGCUGCCCCACUCUGGGACAGCAAGACACAGAGCUUUGUGGGGAUGCUCACCAUCACUGACUUCAUCAACAUCCUCCACCGUUACUACCGCUCACCCCUGGUUCAAAUCUAUGAGGUGGAGGAGCACAAAAUUGAGACCUGGAGAGAGGUGUACCUGCAGGGCUCCUUCAAGCCGUUGGUCUACAUCUCCCCAAGCAAUAGCCUCUUCGAUGCUGUCUACUCCCUGAUCAAGCAUAAAAUUCACCGCCUACCUGUCAUCGAGCCCAUCUCAGGCAAUGUCCUGCACAUCCUGACACACAAGCGCAUCCUCAAGUUUCUCCACAUCUUUACCUCUACCAUUCCCAAGCCACGCUUCCUGAAGAAAACAGUGCAGGAGCUGUGCAUUGGCACCUUCCGUGACCUGGCCGUCGUGCCUGAGACUGCCCCGAUCUACACUGCCUUGGAGAUCUUCGUGGAUCGCCGUGUCUCUGCCUUGCCCGUCAUCAAUGAUGCCGGGCAAGUGGUUGGCCUGUACUCCCGGUUCGAUGUCAUUCACCUGGCAGCCCAGAAGACCUAUAACAACCUGGACAUCAGUGUGCGGGAGGCACUGCGGCAGCGCACUACCUGCCUGGAGGGGGUCAUCACCUGCUACCCCCAUGAGCCCAUGGAGGACAUCAUUGAUCGCUUUGCCAAGGAGCAGGUCCAUCGCCUGGUUCUGGUAGAUGAGAACCAGUACCCGCGGGGCAUCGUCUCCCUCUCCGACAUCCUCCAGGCCCUUGUGCUCACUCCCGCAGGCAUUAAUCGAUCCUCACUCUGAAGACACCAGGAAGUGCCACUGUCUUGUUUGACUCAAGGGUCUCUUGCAUGGCCUGUGAGAAGGAGGCUUUGGCCUGAAGGCUCUCUGCAGGGAGGAUCUGCCUGUUCACCCCAGUCCUGGGGCUCGUCUUGAGUCCAGGGCCAGAUCCUGUCAGCCUUGGGGAGGUAGAAAGGGUGGAAAAGGGGGCACCGGGGUACCUCCUGCCAGUGAGCACAGUGAUGCUCGAUGGGCACUGUGCUGGAGGAGCUGUGACAUGCCUGUGGCUGGGCACAGAGACCCACAGAGCCCCAGAAGACCUGGUCACUCCACUCCCAUCCCACUGCUGCAUUCGAGCAUUUCCACUGUGGCUCCCUCCUGGUGAACACAGUCCCACCGUCUGUGCCCAGUGCCUGGUAGCAUAGGCUCAGCUGCACACACAGGCUUGUUUAUUGUAGGCUCACAUGGGGCUGGAGCUCCCUGGCAGAGGCACAACCUGUGCAAAAGCUGGCACCAGGAUGGGCACUUGCAUGGGGACCCUGUGCACUUU